AGAUAUUGGCGAUGAAUAUGAUAGAGAUAUUGGUGAUGAAGUUGACGAUGAUAUUGGUGAAGAUGGUGAUAUUGAUGAAGAUGUAGAUAUCGGUAAUGAAGGUAAAGAUGAUAGUGAUGUCAAUGAAAAUAUAGUUAUUA
Molecule: messenger RNA, 140 nt
Organism: Dentiscutata erythropus
Lineage: Eukaryota; Fungi; Glomeromycota; Glomeromycetes; Diversisporales; Gigasporaceae
Source: the annotation of a GenBank genome assembly